AUGGCUUUCGUGAAUGCCCCGCCGCCCGUGCUGCUUGCUGGCGCGGCCGCCGACGCACCUGGCCAGGCCUGGGAGCGGGAUCAGCGGCGCAAGACGGGACUGAGCACAGGUGGGGUCGCGAUGGAGGAUCGGGACACUGACGAUGACAUCGCCCCCGUCGGGGUCCAGCGUGCUGUGCCCGCCCAGGCCGUCGUGCCGCAGGCCGCCCCGAGCCCUCCUACCGACCCAGCACAGCUAGGGCUGGCGCAGUAUAUCAUCGGGGCCCUCAACCAGUCGAUGGGGGUGAAGUUGGACGGACUGCAGACUCGUGUCGAUGCCCUGCAGCGCACUUCAGAGGCUAGCAGCCGCGACAUCUCCGCGGUGCAGGCCAGACUGAGGGCGCAGGAGGUCAGACUAGAGGCUCUCGAGGCGGGCCGCUCUUCUGCGAGUUCGGUCGGGCCGAGAGCGGGCUUGGGAUCUGUCUCCCACGUGAGCGGCCAGCCUGAUCCGUGGGGUGCGUACCUGGAUCAGCAGCGCGCAGGCGGGAUGCCACCGCCGACGGCGCGGCCGCGAGGAGGGAAGAACUGCAAGCACAUGGUGUUCGUCGCGGGCUUCCCUGGCACGUGGGAUGAGGAUGAGGUUGAGAAGCACUUGCGUACGGAGCUCGCCAGGACGAUCUCCCUAGAGGCGCAAGGGAUCACGGAGAUCUGCGGGGUGGGGCGGUUCUGCGACCAGGCCAAAGUGGUCUUCGCGAACAAUCAAAAGAUGUGGGGUUUCAUGAAGCGCUGGAAGGGCCAGAAGAUUCCAUGCCCUGGGGCGCGCAACGACAAGCUGUGGCACAAGGUUGACCAGGAGCCCCAUGAGGUGGAGCUCUCGCGGCGGGUCAGCUGCGCGGUGAGGAUCCUGCGCGAGUUCGGCAUCCAGUCGGGGUUGUGCACGGAGGAGUCGAAGCAGCGGACCUUCGACGGCGACUGGGACCGCGGACAGGUGGUGUUCCGCAAGAACAGUACGGAGAGGCCAGUUCGCCUGCUGCAGCGCUGCAGGACGUCAGACAUGCUCGAGGUCAGCACCGACGCCCUGGCAGCGGCUGCCUUGGACCAGGAGCUCAAGGAUCUCAAGCUGCACGAGCGGCUGAGCGAGAUCAACGACCCUCCGAGGUGUGCGAUAGCGGUGGCCAACUCACUGGCGCCCUCCGUCAUUGGCGAGCCGCAGUUCCACGGCCGCACCAUGGCCCUAGACUUACAGUUGCCUAUCUGGGGUCGAGUGCGGGCUAUCACUAGCCACCUGUUUUCGCAUAUCGUUCGAUGUGAGUACGCUGGGACCGUCCAGCAGUUACGAGAAUGUUUGAUCACCAUGCCGAUUGAUUGCCACGCCAUUGUCAGCAUCGAUGCCCAGGGGCCCAGGCAGAUCGACUUCAUGUUGAUCCACCGCGACUGGUUGCCGCGGACGCAUUGCCAGGCCCGCUUCACCGACGCCUCCUCGAGCGACCACCUGCCGCUCCUCCUGCGCUGCCACGCUGGCCAAGGCGUUCCCACGAUCGAUGGCCACACCGAUCUGACACCGAUGGAGACCGUUGAGCGACCACCACGGAAGCCCGUGGGCUGGCAGGUCGAAGACCCCGAGCUGUUCAACUCCACCAUCUGCACGCCCCUGGAGAUCAGCUACACCCCGCCAGAGACCGCGAUGUACACUGAGGGGGACAUGACGAACGCUAUUGGGGAUCUUUACGGACGGCUCUGCUCGGCGUGGCGCUGCUCUGGCUACUCGGACAGCGUCUACUCGGACAGCAUCUACUCGGACGGCGCUGCUCUAGCACGGGGCGGCGCCCGCAUCAUCGUCAGUACCGACUCCACGUACGUACGCAACCUGCUGCAGGGUGUCUUCCAGCCGAAGGGGAACUUCGAGCUUGCGACCCUGGCCACCCACCUGUGGCAGCGCUGCCAGACCGCUUAUGACAUGAUCAUCAGAUGGGUGGAGAGCCACAACGGGAACACGGGCAACGAGCAGGCAGACUACCUCGCCAAGAAGGGCAGUGACCAGCGCUACAGCGACAGCCGCUGGAGACGGCCAUAUCCGACACCUGACUGGGGCUCUGCUGGCUUCCAGGAAACCUGCGCUGCCCACCGCGCAGCCUGCCGUGCGGAGCGGAAGCGGCGCCAGGCCGACAUCCUCAGUGAGGACGCGGGUGCCGCGCUGGGUCUCCACCUGGCAGCGCCUGCGGCGACAGCCUCCAGCACGCGCCAGGGCAUCGCCUCGCUGGGCCUCCUGUCAGCCGCCAUCUGCGCGGCCGCCGCGAAGGCUGGCCACGCCCCGCGCCGAGGCUGGUGGCGGCCGCCGCCAGGCGACGCCCAGCUGCUCCAGCUGCGGGCCUUGGAGCGCGCGCGAGCCGCGGAGGAGGGCCCGAGAGUGAGACACCUCAUGGGGCCCGCGGUCUGCAAGCUGAAGCGGGCUAUGAGAGACCGAUGUUCCACUGAGCAUCUGUCCCGUCUGUGCGAGAGAGGUCGGGCCGAGAAGGCCUACAAGACGGGGCGCCCAGUGCACUGCCUUGUUUGGAUGGAUGGCGGCCAGGCUACCACCAGUGCCGAGCGACUGCAGGAGGCUCAUACUUUCUACACUCAACUGUUCCAGGACGCGGCCAGUGACCGACAGCUGCCAGGUUGGAUCCACCAGCAGUGGUCAGCCGAGGAGCAACAACAAUCCGUGCCUUUGAGCCCCCCGCUUCUCCGCAUGUGCAUCGGCCGCCUCAAGAGCUGCAAGUCCUGCGACGAGACCGACAUGAUCGCGGGCGAAAUGCUCCAGGGGCUGGAGACGGACGUCUUAGAGCACCUGCUGCAGGCCUUCAGACUGCGGCUCAGGAAUCACACCUCGGAAUAUUUCGACACGGCCUGGAGCGGCCACGUGGUUCAGCUCAUCCGAAAAGUGCCAGAUGCCCGAAAGAUCAGUCAGUUUCGCCCGAUAGCCCUGAUUUCGGUGUUGCAGAAGAUACUGAGCAUGAUGGUGAUGGAAACGCAGCGAGGAGUGAUCGAAUCGUGCCGUAGUGAGAGCCAGUUCGCUUUUCGUAGAGGUUAUCAGGCCCACGAAGUCAUGUAUAGCUUGCGCCACUUCGUUGAGAAGUUCUGCGAGUAUAAGGACCCCCCGCUCGUCGUCGUGGGCGGAGACAUGAGAAAGUUUUAUGAUUUUAUUCAGCACGCCGCUCUGGCCCGUCGCCUCGACAGUCACGGG
This is a messenger RNA of Prorocentrum cordatum, 3201 nucleotides long. The record is from the annotation of a GenBank genome assembly. Lineage: Eukaryota; Dinophyceae; Prorocentrales; Prorocentraceae.